Penicillium canescens is the source of this 360-nucleotide messenger RNA. RefSeq lists its product as uncharacterized. Bases 1 to 360 code for a protein of 119 amino acids. The record is from RefSeq and is a predicted model, not a curated record. The transcript has a single exon. Lineage: Eukaryota; Fungi; Ascomycota; Eurotiomycetes; Eurotiales; Aspergillaceae.
AUGUCCAAAGCAAUUAAGGAACUCGGAGAGCAGCUCUUCACUACAAAGCUUUAUACAAAGCUCUUCCAAACACAAACCCCAGGAAAGCGCAUUGCACCUCCCCAGGCCAACGACAACAAAACAAAGGCUCCAUUGCGUCUCGACGCCGGCGAAGUUAUUGGUGAUUGGAAGAACGUCUAUUUGCAAGUCAACAGCCAAGCCCAGAAUGAAGCGCUAGCCAAAUUCCGAAAGAAGAAUGGGACCGAUGCCAAGUUGGCAAGCGGUAAGAUUAAUGUGAAAACUUCAGAGAAAGAGCAGGAAGAAGCCGCUAAAGCGUUGUGGAAUGCAUUGGCGAGCGAUGCAAAAAAGAAGCUGGGCUAA